Plenodomus lingam JN3 is the source of this 2379-nucleotide messenger RNA. RefSeq lists its product as uncharacterized. NCBI's taxonomy places the organism in Eukaryota, Fungi, Ascomycota, Dothideomycetes, Pleosporales, Leptosphaeriaceae. The record is from RefSeq and is a predicted model, not a curated record.
AUGUCGCAAAAGACGUUUCUAUCACAAGUUCAGUGGCUUAUAAGUUCUUUCGGGAACAAGCUUUCACGGUAUGUGUUUGGUAACAGUUGCCCGCCACCACUGUUACCAGAGACCGAGACGUAUCCGAAACAGAUUGACUAUCGAGACGAGAUUGUGGCUCGACUUUGUGGCCAAAAAGUCAUUGUCCCCAACCUCGAUUAUCUCUAUGGUGCUUGGAAAAUUGUUGUUCACCCAGACACCAAUGAUCUUCGUGAGAACCUUGAGAACUGGUUCACAGAAUAUGUGCCCACACCAGCUCAGCGCAAUAAGCAGCGCAAGGUGGACAAUGCGCUUUGUACGGGCUACUUCUUCCCAGGGGUCUCAAGAGAAAAACUCUUCAUUCUCGGCUCGCUGAUUGCAUUUUUCUUUUUCUGGGAUGAUGAGAUUGAUUGUGGCACCUUGACCAACGAUCGAGUUAAGACGGAAGCGUACUGUGAUGACAGCAUCGCCUUCAUCAGGCACCACAUGCAGCCAGAGCGCAGUAUCAAGCCCCCAGCUCCUGGUCGCAUGCAUAACUCUGGUGCGUUCGUUGAGAUUGGGAAGGCCAUGCAAGUCGGUUCAGACAAAGCAUCGCGAGAUCGAUUCACUGACGCCGUGUGUGGCUUUAUCUCUGCCGUUCGAUUAUCCCAAGGCCUUUGGCUAGAGGGAUGUUCCACGUAUGAGGACUACACAAAGCGUCGAAUUGCCACAGUAGGAGUUAAGCCGCUGCUCAUGGUCCUACAAUGGUCCUACGGCCUCUCUCUUCCUCAGAGUAUCUAUGACCACGAGGCCACCAAAGCCAUGUUUCGUGAAGUGUACAUUGGUGUUUACCUCUACAACGACCUGGUUUCUCUGAAGAAAGAGGUCGUCGAUGGAGACGUAGAUUCUGCCAUUCCUAUCAUGGUCUGGCAGGAGGGAAUCACCGCUCAGGAGGCUGUAGACAGAGUUGUGAGGAUGAUCGAGACAUCGUGGGAAGGCCUGUUGGCUGCUGAGCAGAAACUGCUCAAGGUUGCACAGACGGAUCAGAUGAGACGGGACAUCCUGCAGCUUGUGGCGGGCUGCAAGGAUAUCGUGGUGGGGCAUAUGGCGUAUACUCUUCGUGCCGCGAGAUACAUGGCGGAUGCAACGCAUGAUAAGUUCAAAGCCCAAGGUGGUAGCUUCAAGCGCCGAGAAACAUGCUGGAAGAUCUUGUACGUACACAUCGAAGCGUCAUAUGCAUUCUGUAUACUGCCGUACGUGCCGAACCAUAGCGCGAUUAUGGCUGAUAAUUGUGGGGAUCCGAAGGACUCGUCGAUCGGAAAGGUUGUGGAUACCUGGGAACUUGGUGUUAUCGAGCACCUGAUCCCUAGCUGCGCGGGCAGGCGCCUCCAUUGGCAACCAUUUGACGCUUCAUUGGGCCCACUCAUCUACUAUGGUAUUUCGUCUGUACAGGGAUUCCUGGCAGGCCUUGUCUCAGACGAUUAUCCCGUCCGUUAUGGCUGUGAGGCGUGGGCGGGUCAGCAUACUGUAGCCAGAUGGUGUCCAAUGGCAGAACGUGCUGAUCAAGUUCCCACAUGCCUGGCUUUUUCACCUGAGCCUGAGGUCUCUUUGUCCAGUGUCAUCAGCUACAACCGCUGCCAAGUUCGGGUGUACGAGCAGCAUGGAGGCCGAUUUGCUUUUUUGGAUGUGGCAGACGAAUUGUCCAUGUGCUUGUAUGCCAGGGGCGCCGCCCCCAAUUCACAUGUGAUCAUGGCAGAUGAACAUUGCGACGGCGAACUAUGGGGCACAACACCCAGAGGCAUCUUACUCUUCAAGGACCUCAACUUCUGUUGCGGUUUCCAUCGGAGCAUGAUGUUGAGCCCAGGUGGUACGGCGUGUGCUAUUGGCCAAUCAUACCCGCCACCAGUGGUAUCACGCCUGUCCUUAUGCCAUGAAUUGAGAUCAAGUGCAAUCUUCCCGCUUGGCCAUAGGCUCGGCGCCAGCAACAGCGAGGGAUCCGUUGACUUCGGCUUCAGACAGUACAUCGCCGAGCUUGGCCGCAGAGGAACAAUGGAAUCAGCCUUAUCAGUGCGCCUGAGAUGGGGAGAUGGUAGCACUGGGCCGAUGAGUGGAGGAGACUCUUGCAGGGAGAGCUUCGCCACGUUCAGUGGCCGGUCAUCCCAACUCAUGCUUGAGCCCGACCGCGGCAUGGUGCCAGACGACCCUCGCCUCGACAAUACCAACUUUUUUUUUUCCAUAGCAGGUCUGCAACUUACCACUUGGAUUGAGCGGACCCGCCAGCUCUCGUCUCAGGAAGUCGCCAAGGAGCGGUCGCUUCGGAUUGUCAAAGAAUACGAUAAGCGCCUGUGGAGAGCGAUCACGACGCCAGUACUCAGCUUAUAA